Molecule: messenger RNA, 516 nt
Organism: Eufriesea mexicana
Lineage: Eukaryota; Metazoa; Arthropoda; Insecta; Hymenoptera; Apidae
Product: zinc finger BED domain-containing protein 5-like
Exons: 1
Coding region: 1-516 (171 amino acids)
Source: RefSeq, a predicted model, not a curated record
AUGGCAAAUGAAGAUAAAUCUGAAUACAUUGCUAAACGUGUAUUAAAUUUUGGAAAAGAAAAGAAAUUCUUAAAGAGUUUUGUUACCAGCAACAAUCACGAUACAUCUGCCAGCUUUGUUGCAUCUCUUAGCAUUGGUACCAAUGGAAAACCAUUUACAGACGGAGAGUUUUUGAAAAACGCAUUCAUAAAUUGUUUCGAACACUUAUUUAAAGACCUGGCAAAUAAAAAGCAAAUAAUUGAGAGAAUCAAAGAAAUGCCAUUGUCAGCUAGAACAGUCCAGCGUCGCGUUGAAGAUAUGGCCAAAAAUAUCGAUGAACAGGUCAAAAACAAUUUGUUAUCCUGUGACAUAAUUAGCAUUGCAAUUGAUGAAAGUACCGAUAUAAAUAGUAUUAGUAGGCUUGCAAUAAUUAUUAGAUUUGCAUCAAUAAAUUGCUCGAAUGUCAAUGAAGAACUACGCGUUCUUGCUUCAACGAAUGACACGACCAAAGGCACUGAUAUUUAUCGUGAAGUAUAA